This is a messenger RNA of Prorocentrum cordatum, 588 nucleotides long. The record is from the annotation of a GenBank genome assembly. NCBI's taxonomy places the organism in Eukaryota, Dinophyceae, Prorocentrales, Prorocentraceae.
AUGGCCUGUCCGCGCGGCUCUGGGCUGGCGGCCAUCAUGUACGAGGACAACCCAACGGCGGGAUCCAUGACCGCUUCGCAGAGGUGGACUCUCCUGACGGCUUCGCAGCGCUCUGGCUAUGUCACUGGAGUUCCCACGACCCCAGCCACUGUCAAUCUGGUGGCCUUGGCACCAACCCUGGCACCACCCCCAGCACCACCCCCAGCACCACCCCCGGCAACGCCGUCACCGACGCCCGACCCGACGCUCAGUCCGACGCCCAACCCGACGCCCAGCCCGACGCCGAGCGGGGGUGCUGCCACUGGUGAUCCCCACUUGCAAACUAUUCAUGGUGACCGGUUCGACUUGAUGAAGACGGGCCAGCAUGUUCUGAUCAACAUCUCUCGUGGAAUGAGCGCCGAAAACGCAUUGCUUCGCGUCCAAGCCGAUGCGCGCCGACUGGGAGGACGUUGUGCGGAUAUGUACACCCAGGAGCUGAACAUCACAGGAUCGUGGGCAUAUGCAAAACAACCUGGAGGGUACCACUACAGCGUGUCGCAAAUGAGGUCAAGACUCCUGAAUGGGUUGCUCUUGGUAAAGUUGAGCUGA